AUGAAGGCAAAUUAUUUCUCCGUUGUUGUUAUCUUCUCAUUGUUCUUCAUCUAUGGGUGUUAUGCAACCAAAUUAUUAAUAAAGAAUAAUUGUCCUCACAAAAUUUGGCCAGCUACACAAAGUGGGACCGGUGAAGGAGCGGCGAUUCCAACAGGAUUUCGAUUAGCAUCAAGAGGAACAAAAAAAUUCAAUUUACCAAAUCCAUGGUCAGGAAGAAUAUGGGCAAGACAUCUUUGCUCCUAUUCUGGUCAAAAUUUCACUUGCCUUACCGGAGAUUGCAGGAGCGGCUCAAUAGAAUGCGAUGGUGCUGGUGGUACUCCACCAGCAACCCUAGUACAGUUUACAAUAGCAAAUACGUCUGAUGAAAAAGACUUUUACUCUGUUAGCAUUGUCGAUGGCUUCAAUUUACCCGUCUCUGUUACGCCUAUAAAUAGACCUGAUUGCGGGAUAGCAGAUUGUCUUGUAAAUCUUAAAGACGCACAUUGUGGAAAUCAAGUUGAAUUAGAAGUACGAGAUCAAAAUGAGACAGUAAUCGGGUGCAAAAGCGGAUGCUCAGCGUUUAAUCGUGAUGAUUUGUGUUGUACUGGUGCAUAUAAUUCUCCCCAGACUUGCAAGCCAUCUAUUUACUCUUUAACACUCAAAAAAUUGUGUGAUAAAGCUAUUACUUAUCCCUAUGAUGAUGAAACUUUAUUUACAUGUAGUGGAGGAGCCAACUACAAAAUUACCUUUUGUCCAUGGGGACAAGAGUAG
This is a messenger RNA of Solanum verrucosum, 750 nucleotides long. Its product is annotated as thaumatin-like protein 1. The record is from RefSeq and is a predicted model, not a curated record. Bases 1 to 750 code for a protein of 249 amino acids. Gene Ontology annotation, biological process: defense response. The transcript is spliced from 2 exons. Gene Ontology annotation, cellular component: extracellular region. Lineage: Eukaryota; Viridiplantae; Streptophyta; Magnoliopsida; Solanales; Solanaceae.